Molecule: messenger RNA, 2329 nt
Organism: Vigna unguiculata (cowpea)
Lineage: Eukaryota; Viridiplantae; Streptophyta; Magnoliopsida; Fabales; Fabaceae
Product: wall-associated receptor kinase-like 20 pseudogene
Source: RefSeq, a predicted model, not a curated record
UUGAGAAUCAUAUACUUGGCCAAGCUGGACCUAAGGCGUAGGAUGGGCCAGAAUAGUAUUCAAUGUGGUAGAUUCUUGCAGCCACUUUUUUCUGCAGUAACUUGGUGCACCCUUUAUAUUUAUUCAUGGUGUAUCUUUCAGUUCAUAAGAUGUUUCUUCCCUAAUAAUUCUCCAUGCAAAUGAUUGCUGAAUCAAACAUGAGACCCUGCUUCCAUUUCUGCUAUUCCUAUACCUUUCUUCUUCUUUUCCUUCUCCUUUCCCAUCACACUGCUUCACAGAAGACAUGUCCAAACUGUGGCUCUAUGCAAGUUCCAUACCCUUUGAGCACACAUCCAAGUUGUGGUGAUCCAUACUACAAGCUUCGUUGUGAUUCCCACUCUCAAAACCUUUACUUCGACACCCUCAAUGGAAGUUCCUAUCUCCUUCUCCGAAUCAUUCCUUCAAUCCAACGCAUGGUGGUAGAGCCAUCACCUUGGUUACCAGGUUCCUGUGUUACACAAGACAUGCCCAGAAGCAACGGUAUAUGGUUGAACCAGUCACUUCCUUUCAAUAUAACUUCAUCCAAUACAGUGUUCCUCCUUAAUUGCUCUCCACGCCUCUUGGUUUCUCCUCUCAACUGCACUUAUUCCAGUGUUUGCCAUCGUUACUUGGAGAGUUCAGGUCACGUUGACACAAAACGAGCGCUUGAAUGUGCGAGUGGUCUUCACCCUUGUUGCACUUUUCUAGCUGGAGGGAUACCUUCAGCAUACAGGAUCAGGCUCCAUGAGUCUGGCUGCAAAGCUUUCAGAAGCGUUCUUCAUUUGAACCAAGACAAGCCUCCUAAUCAGUGGGAGGAAGGGCUUGAAAUUCAAUGGGCUCUUCCACCUGAACCAGUGUGCAAGACGCAGAAGGAUUGCUCUGGAGACUCUACGUGUUCCCCUUCUGGUAGAAGUGGCUUAUUUCGCUGUCUUUGUAAUGGGGGACACCGUUGGGACCCUUUUGUCACAACGUGUGUGAGGUAUGAGAGAAAACCCAAAUGGAAAACCAGCUUGGUGGUUUCAAUAGGGGUGGUUGUUACCUUUUUCUCUCUUCUUGUGGUUCUGACCAUCAUCUCGAAGUCCCGGAAGAUCUCAACCUAUAGAGAUAACAAAGCGAAGGAAAGAGAAGAGAAGCUGAAAUCAAGUGGUGGGGAGAAGCCUUGCAGGAUGUUUCAACUGAAAGAGGUGAAGAAAGCAACAAAUGGUUUUUCCCAACAGAGGUUCUUGGGGAGUGGUGGCUUUGGGGAAGUUUACAAAGGUGAGCUACAAGAUGGAACAUUAGUGGCAGUGAAGAAAGCCAGAGUGGGAAACCUGAAAAGCACCGAACAAGUGCUUAACGAGGUUGCAAUACUGUCUCAAGUGAAUCACAAGAACUUGGUGAGGCUCUUGGGGUGCUGUGUGGAAUCUGAGCUACCAUUUAUGAUCUACGAGUAUAUCUCAAAUGGGACCCUCUACGAUCAUCUUCAUGGCAGGUAUUGUUCCAACUUUCUAAACUGGAAAACCAGGCUCAAGGUUGCUUUUCAAACUGCAGAAGCAUUGGCGUAUCUUCAUUCUGCUGCACACACACCCAUCUACCACAGAGAUGUUAAGUCAACAAACAUACUAUUGGAUGAUGAUUUCAAUGCCAAGGUCUCAGAUUUUGGACUCUCCAGAUUGGCUAGCCCGGGACUGAGUCACGUUUCAACAUGUGCUCAGGGAACGUUGGGGUACUUGGAUCCUGAAUACUACCGCAAUUACCAGUUAACAGAUAAAAGUGAUGUUUAUAGUUAUGGGGUUGUGUUGCUAGAGCUUUUGACUUCACAGAAAGCGAUUGAUUUCAAUCGUGACGAAGAUGAUGUGAACCUGGCAAUUCAUGUGAAUCAACGUGCGAGCAAUGGUACAAUCAUGGAAUUGGUGGAUCAAAGGCUUGUUUCCGUGGAGAGUUGUGGGGAUAAAAUGUUGACAAGCAUAGAACUGUUCUUGGAGCUUGCACUUGAAUGUCUGAGAGAGAAGAAAGGUGAAAGGCCUAGUAUGAAGGACAUUGUUGAACGCCUACUCUGCAUGAUUAGGAUUGUAGAAUGAGAGUGAAAUAGUACGUACACGUGUGGUUUGUGUUUGAUUAUAAAUGAACUGUGUAGUAGUUAGUAUUUAAUUAUUAUUGGUGCAAAACUUAGUAUAUCUGUAUUGAUAGAAAAAGAAGGUAGUGGCAAUGGGGUCUUAGAGAGAUAGUGAUUAGGCCACUGAGAAUUUGAUUGGGUUGGAAUCAGAUGCUUUGAAUUCAUUAUGUGAGUUGUUAGAAUAUUUGAGAAUUUUGGAUUUCUUUGUCAUCCAAA